AUGCUGCUCUGCGGUGCAAAGCUCCUGCAAGAGCACGCUCAGCUUUUGCAAAGUGAAGCAGAUGAAGCCCCUGUCUUGCUGAUGACAAGAGGGACCCGGGGCGACGUGCAACCGUUUGUGGCGCUUGCGCGAGGCCUGAUUCUCUACCACAACUGCGACGUGGUGCUGGUCACCGAACUGCUCUGGAAGAACUUUGUCAAGUCGGCAGCAGAGGACCUACCCACGCCCUACAAGGGGCGUCUUCGGUUUCGACCCUGCGGCGGGGACACGUCGCGCCGGGUCUCCGGCGACAUGGCGCGGUUCGUGCUCAGUCUGGGACAGCAGUCGCUGGCUUUGCAGGCCCUGGUGUUCUCCCGCUCCGAGGUGGAGUUCUUCAGCUCCGAGGGGUGCUUCUUUCACUGGGCCUGGGAGGAGAGACCCACAUUUAUCGUGUUCGGCUUCUUGAUGAUCCAUGUCGCCAUGAUCAUCUCGGAGGCGCUGCAGAUUCCCAUCGUGGGCUUCAUCUUGCAGCCCCUGCGCGAGAUUGAGCCCACGAUGGAGAGGACCGGUUGA
Symbiodinium natans is the source of this 552-nucleotide messenger RNA. NCBI's taxonomy places the organism in Eukaryota, Dinophyceae, Suessiales, Symbiodiniaceae. The record is from the annotation of a GenBank genome assembly.